GGCAUGGCCAACAUACGACCACCGUUCUCCACUGAAACCGCUCAUGCGAAGGUCAAGGCCGCUCAAGCGCUAUGGAACACCAAAGAUCCUGCUCGCGUUGCUCAAGCGUACACUGAAGAGACGAUCUGGCGCAAUCGGGCGGACUUCCUCAAGGGCAGAAAAGAGGUCGAGGCGUGGUUGACCAAGAAAUGGGAGAAAGAACUUGGAUACAGGCUGAGGAAGGAACUGUUCACGUUUUCUGACGAUAAAAUCGCGGUGCAGUUCUUUUACGAAUGGUACGAGAACACGCCGGAUGGCGGGAAGCAGUGGUACCGUACCUACGGCCUCGAGGACUGGACUUUCGCAGCAGAUGGUCGGAUGCGCAAACGCAUGAUGAGCGGGAACGACGUGAAAAUCACCGAUGAGGAGCGCUGGUUCAAGGACGACGUCGUCGACGUUGACAGCGUCACCAUCUCGGAGAAACACCUUUAACCACGUCGUCCAUCCCCGCUGCGACAGACUAAUCCCGAUGUCCCUUGAAUCGCACACUUCAAAAGGCGCUGGGCAACCGAAUCUACUUAUUCUAUGUGAGAAUGCAACUCGCGUGAUCAAUGCCGAUGGUGGCGAUCACUCGGGAGCUCUGCGAUUUUAGUUUGCACGAGAGGACAGCAAUCUGGCACAAACAUCAGAAUUGGACACUAGUAAUUGCCGUAGCUAUCACUUGACAAACGCGCUGGACCUAGUCAUGAUGCAUGAUGGUGGACUCAUGCACAUGUGGCUCAGUGUUGCUCUCUCCGAAUCGUCCGCGGUCUCCUACGGAUACCAAACGGAUACAGGUCAUGGCAUCAUCCCGAGCAACAACGGCGGACUCUGCCCCAGUCACCCAGUCACUGUUCGAUCUUUCGCCAGGGGCCAGGGUCCAGGCGGGCACCCGCAUUUCGUUUUGUACCAAUGAGCGCCGACUUGGAAUCUUCGCGCUCUGCUUCUCACCCGGUUCAAUUUCAGGGCCUUUCGAUGACAUGACUUCGCUGAUGUAUGCGUAACACUGACUCCUCUCG
This is a messenger RNA of Punctularia strigosozonata HHB-11173 SS5, 1037 nucleotides long. RefSeq names its product DUF1348-domain-containing protein. The transcript has 4 exons. The coding region runs from base 4 to 471 and encodes 155 amino acids. The record is from RefSeq and is a predicted model, not a curated record. NCBI's taxonomy places the organism in Eukaryota, Fungi, Basidiomycota, Agaricomycetes, Corticiales, Punctulariaceae.